This is a messenger RNA of Gryllus bimaculatus (two-spotted cricket), 5427 nucleotides long. The record is from the annotation of a GenBank genome assembly. NCBI's taxonomy places the organism in Eukaryota, Metazoa, Arthropoda, Insecta, Orthoptera, Gryllidae.
ACAGAACUUUGAGAUCAAGAUGAAGAACUGAGUAGAACAAAUCAACAGAGAUCGUGCUGGCAGUGUCAGCAAUCGAUGGACUUCGGCAGAAUAGGGAAUACAGGAAAUGUCAGUUUAAUGUAAUCAAAUGGCAAAUGAGGAGAAAAGAAUGAAGGAAACACUAAAUCCAAUAUUACAUGUCGUGGUGGUUGGAUUUCACCAUAAAAAGGGGUGUCAGGUUGAGUAUUCAUUUCCUCCCUUAAUUGAAGGAGCACCUCCUGAUUUAAAUGUUUGCCCAUCUGGUUGGAAGUAUUUACCAACUCUAGCUUUACCUGAUGGCUCUCAUAAUUUUGAUGAAGAUACUGUGUACUUUCAUCUUCCAAGCCUUACUGAUCCAAAGCAAACUGUGUAUGGUAUCUCAUGUUUCAGACAGAUUCCAGUGGAACGAUUGAAGAACCGCACUGCAGAUAUGACCCGAGGCACAGUGCAGAAGUCUGUUUGUGUUCUGAGUUCCCUUCCCCUUUUUGGACACAUUCAAGUGAAGAUGGCACUCAUAACCCAUGCUUAUUUUGAAGAAGGAGAUUUCAGCAAAGUGUCAUUAUUGCACGAUACAUACCAUCACCUUAAUAGUUGUUUGUCGCAAAUAGAAUCUGUUCGCACUGCACCUCAGUUAUAUGUGGGACUUUCGGUGCGAGAUCUAAUAUUGCAAUUUCGGCACAAAGCUCUUCUCUUAUUUAAAUUAUUAUUAUUAGAAAGGAGAUUAGUGUUCUACAGAUCUCCUGUUCAACCUUUAUGUGCCACCAUUCUCUCUCUUCUUUCACUUCAUCCAGGCAUGAUAGAACAUGGACUGAAAGAGUCAGCAUGUGUAAAGCCUUCAAGACCUAUGUCUCCUAUUCCCGACUUCAGUGAUGGUGCAGAUUCUCCUGAACUCACAGAGAGCUUGAAAGGCAGUGACGAGAAGGAAAAAUCACCAGAUUCUCCAGAAUCACCAGAAAAAAAAGUUUCUGUGAGCCAAACUGUACCUGAGAAAGAACCAAACCGUGACUGUGAGUCCGGGUCUGUUCCGGUUGCAACAGAAGCUGACGAGCGGUGGGAGGAAGUGUCUGCACAUGAGGAUAGGAAGUUACCUCCUUCUGACAGCCUCAAUAGCCUGUUACAACGCGAUCAGAGUAUAAGUGAUACAGUUGGAGAUGCCAAUGCUAGUACCAAUAUGGCUGCAGUUGCCCAGUUAAGCAUUGAACAGUGUGGUGUCCCUUUACCUCUUUUCACCCAGGGCUACUUGUGUCAUCCCUAUCUCUCAUUGCCAUACUUGGACCUUUUAAGUGAUGUUAAUGUACGAGGUUAUGUUGUGGGAGCUACAAAUGUGUUAUUUAAGCAGAAGAAGCAGUUAGCAGAUGUUUUAGUGGAGGUGGAAGGUGCUCGUGUGGAGACACAAGAGCAGGAGCUUCGGCGGCAGCUUCAUCUCACAACUGAAGAUCUGAGAUUUGCAGAUUUUGUGGUGCGACAUGUAGCUGAGGAGAGGCACGAUGUAUUUCUUGAUGGAGUUGGUUGGGAAGGUGGUGACGAAUGGAUUCGGGCUCAAUUUCGGGUGUACCUUUUAUGCCUACUUAGAACCUCUCUGUUGCAGGAAGGCAGUAGGGAAAUAGAUCACUUUAAUUCUUAUUUUAUGGCAGCAUGGAAAACUACUCAUAAUUACAAAAUGUGGGUCAGCAAUGACCAUCCAGGCAUUUGGGAUUUAAAUCCAGGGCAUCCUUUUGCUGGACAGUUGUCUGUGGCAGAUAUGAAGUUAAGAUUGUCUCAUACAAUGCAAAAUACUGAAGGUGGCCGAAAACUUAAUCAGGCUAUGGCAUCUACAGGACGAGCCGUUGCCACUACUGGCAGAGCUGUGGGAGGAGCAUUAUCUCAAGCCAAAGGAGCAUUGUCAAGUUGGUGGAGCACACUCACCACCACCCAAAAUCAAGAAGGGGAAGUGUUUGUUGAGACAGGAGAGGACAUUUCAUCCCAGGAAGAAGAGGCGGAGGACAUAAAGAAACUGAGUUCAGCUGCCAAAGGCCAGGCUGAGAAGUCCAUCCUCUGUGACAGCAGCAAUGAAACCCCUGGCUCUGCCACUGACAUGCAUCGUUCUCCCACUGUGGAGCAGUCGCAUGUGGUGGAGAAGGACAAAGACAUUGAGAAAAAGCCCUGCAAUGAAGCAGAAACUAAACCAGAUGUGCAGAAGCCAGUGGAAGUCAGGGAUAAGCACAUCAUUUCGUCAGAAGAUUCAGAAAAGCUGAAUAGGGUUUUAGAAAAUGAUGUCUGCAAUAAGCAGGUUACACAAGAUAUAACCAACGCUAAUAUACUUUCAGCGCAUCCUGAACCCAUUCAACUUAUCCCGCUCUGUGCAUCAGAAGCAGAACAGGUCCAGUGAGUUCAUUGUCAAAAUGAAUCACUUUGUCAUGUUAUGGGGUGCUCUAGUCACACAGAGGAAAGAAGAACAGUGAUUGGCAAAUGGAAACUUGAGAAGUGUAAUAGUAAUGAGAUGGCUGCCCUCCUUCAGAAGUGAUUAGAAGUGUAGAAUUUGUAAUGCUGCAGUGCUUGUUAAAAUUCAGCAUUCUUUGGUGAAUGUGAAUUCACUUUCCUUUCGAAACAAAUGUGUCCAGGAAUAAUCUGUUUUUAUCUCAUCUUCUCUUUCUCUUCUGUUAGUAUUAUGAGUUCCAUAUCAGUUUUUUUUCUUAAGAUAUUUCAGUGUUCUUGAUAGAUUUUAUUUUGUUUUAUAAGUGAAAAGCCAAGAGAUAUGGAUCCUAAAAAGUAGCUAUUUUUCCUGAGAACAUACAAGUGCUAGUUGUAGUUAGAGAUUAGAAUAAUUUUUAUGAAGAUGUCAGAUUGAAAAGUGUUGUAUUACAUACUGUUUUGUCAUUUUAGUUGAUAUGUUUGAAGCCUUCUUUUUUAGUGUAUUUCUGUAUAUAUUAUUGUAUUUAUUUUCAAAGUAGACCCAAGAGAGAUUUUGUACUGUUUUUAAUACUGGUGGAGCACCUAAGAGUAUCUUCUUGCAACGAUUUUUUUACAUUUCAACAAAAAGAAUGCCAAUCUUAUGUAUUGGGUAGACAUAUUUAUUCAUUAUUUGCUGGAAUUGUAAGCUUAAUUUACACUUUGGCAAAGUCUUGUAUUACACUAUUUUGUACACACCUAAGUCUCAUCACGCAUGAUUGUGGGUGUAGUUCAUACAAAUUAAACAUUGAUCCGUGUUUGAAGGAAAUUUGAAACAUGAUGUGGAAUUCUGCUUGUAAUGAGUACUCAUGUAUAAGGCACAUAAUAUUAAGAAGACUAGAUGAAGCUCUCAGAUGAGUUUCAACUUCACAAAUCCAGCGGGCAAUGAAUAAAUGAGACAUCUAAUAUUGACAUUUUAUAUCUUGAUUCGAUUUUCUCAUUUUGUUGUGCUACUUCUCCUCAUAACUCUCUUCUAUCUCUUGUAUCCUUCUGGAAAUUCAGGCUGAUGUCUUUAAGUUUGAAGACCUGCUUCAACUUACGAUGUUCAUUAAAAUGCAAUGUUGUAUAUUUUUAUUUUCCAGGAAAUGCUUUCAAAAAUUAAGAAGUUCCUAAAUUUCAUUAGAAAAAUGUUGUAAAAUUCUAAACUGAUUCAUUUUGUUUUGGUCAACUCUGGUAUGAUUAUCAUAAAGUUAGAAACCAUAGAAUAUUUUAAUUUAUCAGGUAUAAAAAAAACACAGAAAUUAUGAUUUUUAAGUUCCGACAUUUUUGCCUUCAAUCAGAGAUAUAUUAUGCAUCUUUUUUUACUUAAAAGGACUUAAACGUUAUUGCAUUAGAAACAAAAACAAUGUGUAUUUCUAAGAUUGUGAUGGAGCUGAUGUGUUUUUUGUUUAACAUGACACAUUUAUUUAGAGACAGGCUAGGUCUAAAAAAUUAAUAAUUUUUUAUGAUAAUUUCUGUAUUUUUAUUUUGAAAAUUAAUAGAAAUCAUGUGUAGAGAGUCAGAUUACUAUGUAAUAUAUUAUGCUCUUUUCUUUAAAAAAGUAAUUUUUAUGCACAAAUUUGUAAGUUGCGAGUGUAUGCAAAAUGAAAACAAAGAUAAGUCCUAUUACGAAGUUAUUUGCUAUUUUCAUUUAUGUUCUUUAACCUGUCUGGUAAUUUUUCAUAAUUUGUAUUUGUAAAUGUGAAUUGUUUGUAAUAUUCCUUUCGUAAUGAUUCUGGGAAAAUCAGAACCACUCACCAUUGUACAAUUUUUAUUAGUUUGCAGAGAAAUUCCAAUAAACUGAAGGGUAGAUAUGUAUCCAAAGUUAUACAGAAAGUUAAGCAAUUUUUGUCUCAAAUUUGUAUGUACUUAAUCAUUCAUACUAUUUAAUCAAAAAAUUAAGGAAGUUAAGGCUUGGAAUAGUUUUGUAAAGAUCUACAAGGAACCAUUGGUUUAUUCUACAUUCAUUUAAUGUUUAUAAUACAAUAGAAUAUGCUAGUGUUUGAUUGUGCUUAAAGAGUAGCUGGAUGCAAAUGUCAGAGACAUCACUGUAUUAUUACAAGAAACUGAUUAGUGUCAAUAACUCAGAUAAUUUUGAAACGUGUAUUAAAAAAAAACAGCAAAAAGAAAUUGUUCUUCCUACACCAUGUAGGUUCAUCAAUGUUACUUUCUGCGAUGUUUGUUUCAUUGAAAUUUUUUUGUACUAUUGUGAAGAUGUUCUUAUUUGAAAACAAUGUUAAGUUUGUAGUGCAAUUUCAUUAAAAUACAGCACUUUCCUUUAGUUGAGAGGGUAGAAUGAUUGUAUAACACUAAAUUAUUUGUGGUAUACUUAAUUCUCCAUUGACUGAUAUUGAAUCUAUAUUGGAUUGUUAAUAUUCAUCUCUUCUGAUUUUUAAAUAUCUUUACUUGUGCAAUUGUGGCAUGUUAAUUUUUUCAUCAAUUUGUUGUUGUUUUUGAAUUAUUUUUCUAAUGUUGCCUACAUUUGAGAAAACAGUUAUAUCUAGUUGAACCUAAGUCUAAUCGGGCACUUUAUGUCCAUGUGAGCCAUAUGAAAUUAAUUGAUCAACUCUUUGAAAUGAAUAUCUAACACACAAUAUGUUAUGCUUUACACUAUCCUGUUUUCUUCUUCAAUUAACUCAGAAUAUUGCUUACUAUACUUUUGAAAUAAAAAUAAACAUCUUUAUGUAGAUUUGUAUUUCAGUUUAUGAAUGUGUUUUAUUGUCACUGGCUUCUUCCAUUUCCUCUCUUUUCUAAUUAGGGAUGUAACAAAAUUAGCGCAAACUUUCCCAUGUUAUUUGAAAUAGCCCAUAUUAUUAAUUGUCUACGUAAUACUUAUGUUGUAACGUACAAAUAGGCCAUCAUUCACAAAAGUGUUUUCAUCAAGCUGCUGGGAACAUAGCAAUUCAUCCAUUUUCCAACAUGUUUCAGGACCUCUGUUAUAAAGAAAAUUGCCUCUCUUUUUUAUUUAUUUAUUUAUUUAUUUAAUUUUCAUUUGAGAUUGUG